CUUAAAAGGUAAAGUGUCUAAGUAUUUUACGUUACUUAAACUUUCUACAAAGUUGACACAAAAUAAUACAAAGCAAGAGGUUAUAAUUUUGUGAAAUAAAAAGGAUAAUGUUACUCUCAUGAGUGAAUAUUGAAAUUAUUUCAAAUAGUAUUUUGGAAGUAUUUAAAAGCAGUUUAAGUGAUAAACCUUUUCAAGCUUCUAUCAAAUAACAAUCCAAUAUUCAGAAACCUUAUCUUAUAAAAAAUAUGUUAUAUUGCUUUAAUGAAUAAAAUUAUUAUAAAAAUGAUAGCAACCAAUGUAUUUUGCAUUUGAUGUUUGUAUCAAGAACGUAUUUAGAACGUAUUUAGAACGCAUUUAGAUCUCUGUUUGUAAAUCUACAUUGAAAUACAGAAAGUUGAAAUGUUAAAUAGCACAAACACAUUUAACAACAGUAGUUUGUCUACAAACGUUAAAACUUUAGUAACCCAUUUAUCUUUUAUUUUAAUUAUCAACUGUCCAAUAGGAAUAGUUUUACACAUUAAUGGUCUUUACUUGCUCAUCAAAAACAAAGUCCGCAGAAUACAUAAAAUUGAUCGAGUUAUCGUAAUCAACUUAUCUCUCGCAGAAGUGUUAACAAAUGCAAUUCUGUUUAUAUUUGGAAUAUUGGACUUUGCUGAAAAGAAUAUAAAAAAAUGGAUGCUAAUGGUUAUGAGAACUUUUAUAUUUGCUUAUUACAUAACAACUGUUAUAUUAACGUUGAAUCGUUUCCUUAUUCUUUAUUUGCAUGUAAGAUAUUAUGCCAUAAUCUCUAAGAAAAGAGCUAUUUAUUGUUUACUUGUUUCUUGGAUAUGCAGUGUAAUUUUUGGAUAUAUUACAACAUAUAAAAUAACUAAUAGGAAAGUAUUUAUAGCAAGUGACGUAUUUUUCGAUACAUUUAUAACACUGUUUUACCUUUUUGUUUACGGAUAUGCAAUGAAAUUGUCAAGAAAUAUGUCAAAAAAUAAAUCGCUCAUACAAGAACAAAAAUCAUUUUCGAGGACGUUAAUACUACCUGCUUUAUAUGUUACAACAUACGUCAUAUUUACUGGCAUUCCACAUUUUAUUUUUGCACCAUACCAUUUAUUACGCAAACCAAUAAAUAAAAAACUUAAAUUAGUUUUAGACAUUUUCUUUUCGUUAUCUUUUUGGAAUGACGCUGUUAUAUACAUUUAUACAAAAAAAUUUCAUAAGUUUAUAAGCAAACAUAGUUACAAUAAUCACCAUAAGAUUUUGUCUACCGUUGAUCAAAGUACGUUUACCGCUAAUCAAAGUAUGUCUAACAUUAAUCAAAGGAAUAAUAGGAUUUAUCAAAGCAGGUCUACCGUUACUAUGCAGAAACAAACAAGUAACAUAUCACAAACCUUUUUUGGAAGAGCGCUUUCAGCUAAAAAAUCCCAAAAUAGUAUAUAAUAGAAAGCGCUUUUGUAGCGUAUGUUUAUCGAAAUA
Molecule: messenger RNA, 1464 nt
Organism: Hydra vulgaris (swiftwater hydra)
Lineage: Eukaryota; Metazoa; Cnidaria; Hydrozoa; Anthoathecata; Hydridae
Product: alpha-1A adrenergic receptor
Cellular component (GO): membrane
Source: RefSeq, a predicted model, not a curated record